AUGCUGCGCCACACGUCCCUAGCGCCAGCUGGACGUCGCAUUCGUCGCCUACGAUGUCUCAGCUCUUCAAUCCCUCGUGUCUCGAAGAGGGGACAGGGCUGCAAGUCGCUGCAAGUGGGCGAGACGUACCACAACUUUACACUUGAGCGAGUCGCGACUGUGCCUGAGUAUGGCGUGGACGCCCUGGAGCUGCGUCACGAGCCCACGAAGGCCAGGUACCUGCACAUCGAUGCAAAGGAUGUGAACAAUGUUUUUGCCGUCAUGUUCCGCACGCCACCGAGCGACUCGACGGGUGUAGCGCAUAUUCUGGAGCACACAGCGCUAUGUGGCUCGAAGCGCUUCCCUGUGCGCGACCCGUUCUUCAACAUGAUCAAGCGCAGUCUGAACACGUACAUGAACGCUCUCACGGGAGUAGAUCACACGAUGUAUCCGUUUUCGACGACCAACGCCAAAGACUGGCGCAAUUUAAUGAGUGUAUAUCUUGACGCAGCCUUUUUCCCCAAAUUGGAUCCGCUUGACUUCUUGCAAGAGGGGCAUCGGCUCGAAAUCAGUGAGGAUACCAAGCACGGAGAUGGACAACUUGUGUACAAGGGAGUCGUGCUAAACGAGAUGAAGGGAGUGUUUUCCGAUAGCAACAACCUCUUCGGUACGAGAUUGCAACAGGAACUUAUGCGUGGCACCAUCUACGAGCACGUGAGUGGAGGUGACCCGAAGCACAUUCCGUCGUUGACGUACGAAGAGUUGUGCGCAUUUCACAAGAAAAACUACCAUCCGUCCAACUGCUGCUUCUACUCUUAUGGUGACUUGCCACUCACGGACCACUUGGCCUAUCUGGACCAGGAGGUCCUAAACAAGUUUGACUACUGCACCGAAUCGGCAGCUACUCGAGUGAAUACAGAGGGGUUCAACAUUUAUAAGACCGACCCAGAGAACGCAGAUCUGAUUGUGAUACAAGGCCCCAGCAGCAACAUGAGCAGCGACUCUACUGAUCCUAACACCAAGUAUUGCAUCAGCAAGUUUGUCGACGUGAAGUCAACAGACCCUUUCCCAAAUUUUGUGCUGCGGAUAGCUGGCUAUUUGUUGACAAAUGGCCCGGCAUCACCAUUAUACAAGGCACUGAUUGACUCGAAUCUUGCGCAAGACUUUUCAGUUGGUACGGGCUUUGACACGUCUACCUACUACCCUACGUUCGGUGUAGGUGUAGAGGGCAUCGAGGGUGGACAAGAUGCGAUUCCCGUCAUCCGCAAGGCUGUGCGCGACGCGUUGGAGAAGGUAGUAGCAGACGGAUUUGAAAAAGGACGAGUGGAUGGUCUACUGCACCAACUGGAGCUAAGUCUAAAGCAUGUGACGGGCAACUUUGGCUUGCAGCUCAUGCAUGGCAUCAGCUCUGCCUGGGCUCAUGGAGGCGACAUCAUUGAUAAUCUGCAACUGAAUCCUUUACUGGAGCGCUUGAAUGAAGAAAUGACUCGCGACCCAAAGUACAUCGAGACCUAUGUGCGCGACUAUUUUAUGCGUGACGAUUUGCGCGAAGUUCAGAUACUCAUGUUGCCUUCCGAAGACUUUGUGCGAAACCAAGAACUCUCUGAGCGUGAGAAUCUAGCCGCGACACUACUUGAGCAAGUCAACACUGACCUAGAUCGAAUCGCUGAGGCCACAGCGCAGCUUGAGCGUCAUCAGCAGAAAGAGCAGCCCGUGGAAUGCCUGCCUACACUGACGCUGGACGACAUUCCGCGCGUCGAAGAAGGAAACUUUGACCGUAUCGACAAGACACAUCUUCAUUCGACAUCGACGGAGUUCGUGCGCGUGCCGUCGACCAAUGAAGUUUCUUACUUGCGCCUCCUCUUCGAUUUGGAAGCGCUGCCCCCAGCGUACCACCGAUACAUUAACGUCUUUACGACGGUAUUUGGAUCCUUGGGUACCACACGAUAUGCUUACGACGAGCUGUCCACGGUAAUCGCAAACUGCAGUGGAGGCAUAUCGUGCUCAGCUAUGACGGCGCCAUCGCUUGUGGAUGCGAGCGAUGCGCCCAGCAAGCAAGCCCUUUUGGUUGGUACAAUGUGCUUGCCGCACAAGGUGGAUGCGACGCUGAGUCUUCUGCUCGAGUUGCUCGUUGACACACAAUUUCAAAGCGAAGAGAAUCUACGACAGCUGCGUCUUAUGCUGCAGAGUAGCGCGUCCACCGCUAGCAGCAGCAUCUCGUCAUCAGGUUCCGCCUUAGCCGGUAUACGCUCACGCGUGGGUCUUACUUUUGCAAGUAUGUACGACGAGCUGUACAGCGGCUUGACGCGGAUUGAGCAGCUCCAGAGCUGGGCACAGUGCUCCGAUGAUGAUCUACGCCAACUCGCUGGUAAACUUCAGGACAUUGCGCGGGUCGUGUUUUCGCCCACGACUCUGCGCCUAUCUGUUGUAACGGAAGAAAAGCUUCGUGGUCAGAUCGAACAGUCGCUGGUGUCGAAAUUUCUUCAGCCGCUCGCUGGAUCCUCCUCACUUGUCGACGUUGCGUCGCUGACGCUGUCGAACGAGGAGCUCAAGCUGCCCAUUGCGCCAAGCAAGAACUAUUUUGCCUUUCCCGUCUCUGUGCAUUCCGUCGUGGAGACGCAGCCGUCAGUGUCAUUUGCUCACGACGACCAUGUACCGCUUACUGUGUUGGCACAGAUGAUGUCAUCGUGUUACCUGCAUCAGCAAGUGCGUGAGCAAGGUGGGGCGUACGGGUCUGGCGUGUCUCAAAACGAGGGCUCCUUGUCGAUGAGCUCGCACUACGACCCAAACACGUUCAAGACGCUUGACGCUUACGCAGGUGCACGUCAGUGGGCUGUCGGUGGAAAGUUCUCUGAUCGAGACGUCCAGGAAGCGAUACUGUCGGUGUUUGCAAGUAUCGACGCCCCCAAGACUCCAUCAAUGAAAGGCCGAAUGAGUUUUUUGCGUGGCAUCACCAACGAGAUGCGCCAGCGCCGUCGUGAGCAAUACCUGUCCUUGACGCGCCGAGAGCUCGUGGACGUCGCGGUCAAGUAUUUCAGCGGGAACGUGCCAAACAGACGCACUGUUAUUAUCGGCAAAGACAGUGACGAUCUCCUCCAGUUCUCGAACAAGGGUUUCGACGUGCGGCAAUAUACCUCGUCAACCUCUUCCGAGGCGUAG
Messenger RNA from Hyaloperonospora brassicae, 3138 nucleotides. The record is from the annotation of a GenBank genome assembly. Lineage: Eukaryota; Oomycota; Peronosporomycetes; Peronosporales; Peronosporaceae.